AGAGAAUCAAAGUAGUCUUGGCCGCUCAACUGCCGCCUUUUUGCGAUUAAGUGCUCCCUUCAGGCAAUUGUUCUUCUUCUCCUCCUCUUUGGUCCCCUUUCUUCUUCCAUAGCCCCUAGCCACUCCUACCUUCUGUGGGAAGCUACAAGAGGCUAUCCAUUUCGUCCUCUAUGAAGUUGACAUGUUUGAGCAAAGGUAGGGGCUUUCACUUCCCACCAUGUCACAUGCUGAAUUUUUGUGGGAUUAGGAUCUUAUUGGAUUGCCCACUAGACCUUUCCGCUCUUAUGGCCUUCUCCCCUGUUCCUACUACUUUGGAUGCCUUUCCAUUUGAAGAAAGCAACAACACCGAGGCCAAUUGUUUUCUGGGUUCAAAGGUUGGGUCUGAUGAAAAGAGACAGAAAAUUGAGAAGCUCCUUGAUGCUAAAAGCUUAGUUUUUGCAGAACCUUGGUACAAGACUGUUAAUAACUUGCACCUAUGGAAUGCCUCUUUCAUUGAUGUCAUAUUAAUCUCCAGUCCAAUGGGUAUUAUGGGAUUACCCUUUCUUACUCGAACAAAGGGUUUCUCAGCUAAGAUCUAUGUAACUGAAGCAUCGGCAAGAUUAGGCCAGCUAGUGAUGGAGGAUCUUGUAUCAAUGCAUGUCGAAUUUAGGCAGUUUUAUGGACCAGAGGAAUCUGAUAUCCCUCCAUGGCUGAGGCAGGAAGAACUUGAACUACUUCCUUCUGAAUUGAGAGAGAUACUCUUGAGAAAAGAUGGAGUGGAGUUGGGUGGUUGGACACCCCUGUACAGUGCAGCUGAUGUGAAGGAUUGCAUGCUAAAGAUUCACACACUUAAUUAUGCUGAGGAAACUUGCUACAAUGGCACAUUGGUUAUAAAAGCAUUCAGCUCCGGUGUAGAAAUAGGCAGUUGUAAUUGGAUUCUAAAUGGCCCAAAGGGAGAUAUUGCUUAUCUUUCAAGCUCCAGCUUCAUUUCUGCUCAUGCAAUGGCUUUUGAUUACCGCAGUCUACAGGGGACUUGUGCCUUAAUUUAUUCAGAUUUCUCAUUCUUGAAUGAUGAACAAGAUGUUGAGGAUGGGGAUAAUCACUCUGUUCCAACUGAUGAUAAGUUAUUAUCUUCGGAUGGAUUCAACCUUAUCUCUGAUGAGAAUUCAGAAGAAAAGGAAAAAGUGGUUUUCAUAUGCUCAUGUGCUAUAGAGUGUCUCAAAGUUGGUGGUUCAGUUCUUAUUCCUUUUAAUCAACUUGGAACUAUUUUACAGCUUGUGGAGGAAAUUACAACAUCACUCGAAGCUUCAGCUAUGAAGGUUCCAGUUUAUAUAAUUUCUUCAGUGGCUGAAGAAUUACUGUCAUUGCUUAACAUCAUACCAGAAUGGCUUUGCAAACAGCGCCAAGAAAGACUAUUUGCUGGGGAACCAUUGUUUGCACACUUCAAGCUACUAAAAGAGAAAAAGAUUCACGUGGUUCCCACUAUUCAUUCGCAUCAACUCUUAAUGAAUUGGCAGGAACCCUGCAUUGUAUUUUGUCCUCACUGGAGUCUGCGUAUGGGUCCUGUUGUUCAUCUGCUUCGACGUUGGUGUGGUGAUCCAAAAUCUUUACUUAUCCUUCAGGAUGUGUUGAAUCCUGAGCUUGCACUAUUACCUUUCAAGCCAGUUGCAAUGAAGGUGCUUCAAUGUCUGUUUCCCUCUGGAAUUGGGUUGCAUAAAGUUCAACCUUUGCUGAAGACACUGCAGCCGAAGACUGUUCUGUGCCCUGAAGAUUUGAGGAUGCGGAUCAGCUUUUCAAGUGAAAAGCCUUUCUCAGUUUUGUACUAUGCUGAAGGUGAAACUUUAAAAGUAGCAUACCGAAAAGACAGUUCAGAGUUGAAAAUUGCAACUGAUUUGGCUUCCCAGUUUUAUUGGAUAACGUUUAAAAAGGAAGAAAUCAAUAUUGCGAGAUUAAAAGGGGACCUGUUAAUGGAAAAUGCUAGACAUCACUUGCUCUUGGAUAAUGAGAAAAAAAAUUCCUUGAGAAAUAGGCCUUUGAUACAUUGGGGUUUACCUGAUUCGGAAAAGCUUCUGGGGGCAUUAUCAAAGGUGGGUAUUAAUGCAUCUAUGGAACAUAGUAUGAGUGAUGCUGAAUCACAAACUGUAUGUAAAGUUCACACACAAGACCCUUACAAAGCCUUGAUAGAGAUUGGAACCACGGGUACCAUUAUUACUACCGCUGAUGAUAACGUGGCUUCCCUCAUUUAUAAAGCUGUGAGUAGCAUUUUGGAUGGGGUUUUGACAUAAUGCAUUUUCUUUUAUUGAUGUUUGUAAAAUCCUUGUAUCAGCUUAUUCAUAGAUAUCUGUAUUCAUUAAUGCUGAUGAGAACGUGACUUACCUUAUUUAUGAAGAUGUGGACCGCAUUUUG
Gastrolobium bilobum is the source of this 2385-nucleotide messenger RNA. RefSeq lists its product as uncharacterized. Gene Ontology annotation, cellular component: integrator complex. Gene Ontology annotation, biological process: snRNA processing. The record is from RefSeq and is a predicted model, not a curated record. The transcript is spliced from 11 exons. The coding region runs from base 171 to 2264 and encodes 697 amino acids. NCBI's taxonomy places the organism in Eukaryota, Viridiplantae, Streptophyta, Magnoliopsida, Fabales, Fabaceae.